AUGGCGGCUUCAGUGGCCUCAUCAUCUGAUGCUCCUUCAGCGGCAUCGACUGCGCGAUCCAAUGCCCUGCAGAACCGCAUCACUGCAGUCCUCUCAGCCUCAUAUGCCGAUCUCGAGAUCCGAGAUGCCUUGAACGUCCUCGACGAGCGAGGUUGGCAAAAUAAUGCCGAAUCGCGUCGUAACCUCCGUCUAGACGUCCAAGCCGAGCUGAUCAAAUGCAAUGGCGAGAUUGUACAAGACUUUGGAUUGGUGGCCAAGCAGCUACAACGGGUCGGCGCAGCCAUCGCCAGUCUCGAUGCCAGCUGUGCCGAAAUGCGGAAACACAUCUCGGCGGCUCAGCGUGAGACCGGGCCAAUGCUGGAUGAAGCUCGGGCGAUUCUCCGAGAGAAAGAAAAUGUCGAGACGAAGCGCAAGCUCUUUGAUGCUUUCACUGCUCAUUUCGUCGUGUCCGAGGCGGAUCUCGCCACGCUCACGUCGACGGCUGAGCCGGUCAACGACUCUUUCUUUCGCAUUCUGACUCGUGUGAAGAAGAUUCAUGAGGACUCUCAAGUCUUGCUCGGCUCGGAGAAUCAACGAUUGGGACUUGAGAUCCUCGAGCAAAGUUCGCGGCAUUUGAAUGCGGCCUAUCAGAAACUAUACCGAUGGGUACAACGGGAGUUCAAAUCAUUGGAUCUCGAGAACCCUCAGCUCGGCUUCGCUAUCCGUCGUGCCGUACGUGUUCUCGCAGAACGACCUUCGCUGUUCCAAAGCUGUCUUGAUUUCUUCGCGGAAUCGCGGGAACAGAUCUUGUCCAGCAAUUUCUAUGCUUCCCUGACCGGCACUCCAGUCGACCAAGACCACCCGGUCAUGGGCAAAGCCAUCGAGCUCUCUGCACAUGACCCGUUACGCUACAUCAGCGAUAUGCUUGCUUGGGCACAUUCUGCAACCGUCUCUGAGCGGGAAGCACUCGAGAUUCUUUUCAUCGCAGAGGGAGACGAAAUCGCUCGCAACAUUCAAGCAGGAUUGGAGACGGAGCGGCUGACUGACCCUGAAGACCCCGAGCAGAGUGGAGCCCCAUUUGAUGGACGUCAUGCUCUGGCUGAGCUUCUUGACCGUGUCCUCGUGGGAGUUUUCCGGCAAUUGAAACAGCGGAGCGAACAAGUCGUCCAGAGUCACGAUGACGCUCUGCUCGCCUACAAGGUCUCUAAUUUGGUCGGCUUCUACACGACGAAACUCUUCUCUCCACUGCUGAAUACGAUGUCGUCAUUGAUUCACGAGAUUCUCGACCCGCUCUCCAAUGCUGCCGUCGCGGCCUUUCGCUCCAGCAUGCGCGAUCGAGUCGUGACCACCAAAACCGACGCCCUCGCACUCCCACCAGACGCCAACAGCCUCUCACCCCCCGACUUCCUGAUCGAUGCCCUCGAGACUCUCCAUGGCCUCAUGCAAAGCUUCGACUCCACGUCAUCCGGCCCGACCACAAUCUCGUCCCGAGCGGAAGCCUUCUCCCCCAUCCUCGACGAAGCCCUGGAUCCAUACCUCGAAAUCUGCGACCUUCUCGCUACGCGCCUGAAAUCUCCGCCUCACGCCACCGACGUCUUUACCGUCAACUACCUCAACAACGUACACGCCGUGCUCGUCUCUCAGCCGUUCACUUCGCCCCGCGCCGAGACUUUACAGCCCUACCUCUCCGCGCGCGAAGCCUCCCUGGUGAAUGCAACAUACACCUGGUUCCUCCGAACAUCCAAUCUCUCCGCCCUGAUCGACACCAUCGCCACCGUCGACAACCUCGCCUCAUCCUACCGGGACCCGCGUGCUCUAUCAGAUGUGGCGCGGAAAAUCGACGCCUUCCUCCCGACGGCGACGGAGGACGUCCGGGCCAUGGACGGAGGUGUUCUGGGCAGACUGCAGGAUCCCGCCAUGGUGAGGCGUGUGGUCGAAGCGGCGGCGGAAAGAUUUGUAGAUGAGUUUGAGAGGAUCGAGGAGCUUGUUGUGGAGGCUGACAAGGCGAAGAGGAGGGGUCUGGAGGAAGGGGUCGGUGAAAAUGAGGAUGAGGAAGAUGACGAGGAACAGGUUUGGUUGAGAGAGAUUUUCCCUCGCACAGUGGAUGAGAUUCGCGUCUUGCUUAGUUGA
Molecule: messenger RNA, 2109 nt
Organism: Dissoconium aciculare CBS 342.82
Lineage: Eukaryota; Fungi; Ascomycota; Dothideomycetes; Mycosphaerellales; Dissoconiaceae
Product: oligomeric complex COG6
Exons: 1
Coding region: 1-2109 (702 amino acids)
Biological process (GO): intra-Golgi vesicle-mediated transport
Cellular component (GO): COG complex
Source: RefSeq, a predicted model, not a curated record